Molecule: messenger RNA, 2682 nt
Organism: Myotis lucifugus (little brown bat)
Lineage: Eukaryota; Metazoa; Chordata; Mammalia; Chiroptera; Vespertilionidae
Gene: KLF11
Product: Kruppel like factor 11
Exons: 6
Coding region: 296-1807 (503 amino acids)
Biological process (GO): regulation of transcription by RNA polymerase II
Molecular function (GO): DNA-binding transcription factor activity, RNA polymerase II-specific; RNA polymerase II cis-regulatory region sequence-specific DNA binding
Source: RefSeq, a predicted model, not a curated record
CGCCGCCCCUGGGGCUCCUGCCGUCGCGCCCCGAGGGCUGCGGGAGGUCGCUGGCUGGUCCUGGCACCGGGUCGUCGCCACGCGUGGACCGCGAGGGUCGGAGAGACUGGGGGCUCUGCGCCUUCUGCUUCCUCCCCGCACGGAGUCACGUCUGUGACUCCAGAUUGUCCGAGGCCCCGGGAGAGCUGCCUCCUUUCGCUGAAAAGAGUGGGUGCUACCCUGGGAAGACAGCCUCCUGUUUGCGGGGGACCUUACAGAUGCUUCCUCUCAUCCUCCCCCCCACUAGCUUUGAGGCAUGAAGGUCGACAUCAUGGACAUCUGCGAGUCCAUCCUGGAGAGGAAGCGGCAUGACAGCGAGCGGUCUGCGUGCAGCCUCUUGGAGCUGAAUGACAUCGAAGCUGUCGAGGCUCUUGUGUGCAUGAGCUCCUGGGGUCAGAGGCCCCGGGCAGGCGACCUGUGGAAGAUGAGACCCCUCACGCCUGUGUCUGACUCUGGGGAUGUCGCCGCCCCUCUGCUGGUGGACGAGGCCACACCCGAGCUGCCCAAGGACCUCCAUUCCUUGUCGACGCUGUGCAUGACUCCUCCUCAGAGCCCUGACCUCAUGGAGCCAUUGGCGAGAACACUCGUUCCUUCCCAAGCACCUGAUUCCAAAGCACGCGUGGCCGUGGCCGUCCCCCCGGCCUCUGCGGGGGCAGCCAGCGCCCUCAGCCGGAGGGAGGAGAGGAUCCUGCCAGGUUUGAAGCCAGAGUGGCUGCAGCCGGCCCCUGGCGCCCCCUGCAGGGCUGUGGUGGCCAGUGCCACCCACCACGCCCUGGGGAGUCCUGCUCCCGGCCACAGUCCUGCCUCCCAGCCUCCAGACCACAGGGGAGGAGCAGCACCGCUUCGGGGACACGCAGAAGCUUUGCGGGACGCGCACCCCAGAGACACUCCCCUCACCGUGAACUCAGGCCCCCGUCCGCCUUGCUCCAAGAAGUCUGGAGACCGGGUCCCCCCCGACCAAGGCCAGCAGGCAGGCCGGCCGGUUGCGGUCCCACCCUGCUCACCAAAGAACUGUGAAAAUGACCUGCCCGGGAACACCGCGCCUCUCAUUUCUGUCCCCGUCCCCAGCCCCCCCGUCCUUUGCCAGAUGGUCCCUGUGACUGGACAGAGUGGCGUGUUGCCGGCAUUUUUGAAGGCACCUCCCCCCGUCUCCGCCGGGACUGUCGCACCCAUUCUGCCCCACGCUGCUCCAGGGCCCCAGCCGGUGCUCAUGGGACCACCUGUGCCUCCGGGAGCUGUGAUGCUGGUGCUGCCGCAGGGGGCGCUCCCCCAGCCCGCCUCCUGCUCCCCGGCAGGUGUCAUGGCUGCGGGGAAUACCAGGUUGUUGCCUCUGGCCCCGGCCCCCGUGUUCAUCGCCACCAGUCACAACGGGGCCCCUCAGGCAGACUUUUCCCGAAGGAGGAACUAUGUUUGCAACUUUCCAGGCUGCCGGAAAACCUACUUCAAAAGUUCCCACCUCAAGGCUCACCUCCGCACCCACACAGGGGAGAAGCCGUUCAGCUGCAGCUGGGACGGCUGUGAUAAGAGGUUCGCGCGCUCGGAUGAACUGUCCCGCCACCGCCGGACGCACACCGGGGAGAAGAAGUUCGCGUGCCCCGUGUGCGACCGGCGCUUCAUGCGCAGUGACCACCUGACCAAGCACGCCCGGCGUCACGUGACCACCAAGAAGCCACCUGGCUGGCAGGCAGAGGUUGGCAAACUGAACCGAAUCGCCUCGGCAGAGAAACCCAGGAGCCCGCUGGAAGUAGACCGUGGGCACCGAUGUUGAAGCUGUGAGCACAGGCCCUCGCUCCACAGCGCCUGCCCCUGGCGGCACCGAGAAUCCAGGCAGCAGAACGUGCGAAGGAACGGAGGGAUGGUGUCCAUUGUGCCUGGUGUUCAGAGUUUGUCUUUGCCUCUUGGGGCCUGGCAUUUACCUUUAUUAGAAUGAUGGUAAGGUGAGAUGUUGAAUAAAUAUAAUGAGGUUCGUGCAAGAGAACACCCAUUAGAUGCAUACAGCGCCGGUCCUUUCUCUCCCACUCAUACCUUUAAAUCAGCAUGAACACCGCUGUGUGCAUGUCCGAGGCGGCAUUAAGUUUGGGUAUUUCCCCUCAUUAUGCAAAACAAUGUUAGUCCUGCCAGUGUGGUGGCGGAUCCCACAAGGUGGAGUGCUUGCUCGCGCGUCACACGGAAUGUCAUGCUCUGAGCAGCGUUUCUAAGGAGACGGCUGCCCGUGGUUUUGAUUUGCGCUUCCAUUCCUGAUCGGAUGUAGAAAUGCCUCCUGGAAACACUUCCUUUGCCUUCUGUCUGUCCCUGAAAGACGGCAAGUUGGGAAACAGUUUUGUCUGAAGAAUUCUGUCCUGAGAGCCACCCUUGGUUGGUUCCAUGUGGAGCCCCGCGGCAGGGGCUCUGGGCGCCCAGGCGAAGCCUCCCCCCUCCUUCCCCCCUGCGGCCCGCCCCCCCCCCCAGUGCACUUUACUUCCUGAGCACUUUUGCUUGAUCUUUGUUGACUUUGAGCCUUUUACGUGGUUUCAGUAAUAAAAUUUGAAAUGUCUUGGAAUUAUGUUUCUGUACCACCAGACUUUGACGUCUUAUUUAAAUGAAUAUGUGUGAUGUAACUUUUUUCUUUGAUUUAAGCAUAAAACUUCUUUGAUUUGCAAACUG